This is a messenger RNA of Zea mays, 666 nucleotides long. Its product is annotated as pollen allergen Phl p 2. NCBI's taxonomy places the organism in Eukaryota, Viridiplantae, Streptophyta, Magnoliopsida, Poales, Poaceae. The transcript has a single exon. The record is from RefSeq and is marked validated. The coding region runs from base 74 to 436 and encodes 120 amino acids.
CAUCCAUCCAUCCAUCCAUCCAUCCCUAAAAAUCAAGGCUACACACCAACUUACUUUCUAGGUCUCAAAUUAAAUGGCCUCCUCGUCCUCCUCCUUGCUGCUGGCGUCGAUGGCGGUGGCGGCACUCUUUGUCGUCGGCUCGUGUGGCGGCGCGCUCACCUUCACGAUCGGCAAGGACUCCAGCUCCACCAAACUAUCCCUCGUCACUAACGUUGCCAUCUCCGAGGUGUCGGUCAAGGAGAAGGGCGCCCUGGACUGGUCGGAUGAUCUCAAGGAGUCGCCAGCCAAAACCUUCACCCUCGAUAGCAAGGAGCCGAUUAAGGGCCCCAUCUCCGUCCGCUUCGCUGUGAAAGGUGGUGGCUACCGCGUCGUUGAUGACGUCAUCCCUGCCGACUUCAAGCCUGGCUCUGUUUACCAGACAGGCGAACAAAUCUGAGUAAUGGAUUCUGCUGCGUGCAGAUUAUAUUGAUCUCUAAAAUAAAUGUUUGACAGAGACUAAUUAAGCACACAAACAAAGCAAGACACUAAUUCAUUUCCUAUGUUUACUUUGUGGUAGGCAACUGCAAAACAAUGUAUUGUAUGCAUGUUCUCCUCUCACAUAUGUUGUUGGUGUGCUGUAUAUAUAAUUAAUUUCUUAACUUUUUUUCAGGCACAUAUGUAUGUUGA